This is a messenger RNA of Chelmon rostratus (copperband butterflyfish), 1122 nucleotides long. It is a transcript of the gene haus1, whose product is annotated as HAUS augmin-like complex, subunit 1. The coding region runs from base 233 to 1054 and encodes 273 amino acids. Lineage: Eukaryota; Metazoa; Chordata; Actinopteri; Chaetodontiformes; Chaetodontidae. The transcript is spliced from 9 exons. Gene Ontology annotation, biological process: centrosome cycle; spindle assembly. Gene Ontology annotation, cellular component: cytosol; HAUS complex. The record is from RefSeq and is a predicted model, not a curated record.
UAUAUUUCAAUUUUAUCUAAAAAAAAAAAAGUAAACAUUUGUUGUUACUAAAAUUAUCUUGGACGUUGUUGCUCCAGCUUCUCAUUGGCUGGUAACCCGGAAGUUAUCAGGAUGAUUUUGGUUAGCGCGAAAGCAGAAAGCGAGAAUUGUUGUAGUUUUUCCUCAGAGCUGCGGGACCACCUAAACGUUUUAAGAAGCUAGUUGUUGUGGUUUCAACUGACUUUCAUUCGCCAUGUGUGAAAAGAUUAAUAAGGUGAACAGCUGGCUCAGCACAGUGUUUGGAGAUCAGCCGGUGCCACACUUCGAGGUCAACACGAGGACGGUGGACAUACUGUACCAGCUGGCGCAGUCCAGUGAGGCCCGGUGCAGUGACACAGCUCUCCUGUUAGAAGACCUCAAACAGAAAGCAUCCGAGUAUCAGGCUGAGGGAGCUCAUCUUCAGGAUGUUCUUCUACAAGGCGUUGGCCUGUCCUAUGCAAGCUUGUCAAAGCCUGCCUCUGACUACUUGUCUGCGUUAGUGGACACCGCGAUGGUGCUUGGAGUCAGAGACACAUCACUCGGCAGCUUUAUGCCUGCAGUGAACAACCUCACCAAUGAACUUCUGGAAGCGGAGAAGGCAAACAGGAGACUUGAGAGGGAACUCAGGGCCCUCAGAAAGAGGCUUGGUGCUACUCUGGUGCUGCGGAGCAACUUACAAGAAGACGCCAGCAAAACUGUCAAAUCUCAGGCAGUGGAGAGCGCUAAAGCAGAGGAGAGACUGCUCAACAUGGAUUUUGUGACGGCAAAGGCUAAAGAACUUGGCAACAGACGGGAAAGGGCAGAGACUCAGCUCGUAUCCAGGAAUAUGGACAAGUCCAUUACCCACCAGGCUAUUGUGCAGCUCUCUGAGGAAGUCACCGCGCUGAAACAAGAAAUAAUCCCCUUGAAAAAGAAGCUGGAGCCUUACAUGGACUUAAGCCCGAGCCCGUCUCUUGCUCAAGUGAAAAUUGAAGAAGCAAAAAGAGAAUUGGCUGCAAUUGACUGCCAGCUUGAGAAGAACAUGGAUUUCAAGUGAAAAUCUUUCCUGUUUUGAGCUGUAAAUUUUCCUUGUUUGAAACAUAAUAAAGUAAUCAUGUCAAUGUC